Messenger RNA from Aptenodytes forsteri (emperor penguin), 1698 nucleotides. RefSeq names its product syndecan 3 (gene SDC3). The coding region runs from base 1 to 1227 and encodes 408 amino acids. Lineage: Eukaryota; Metazoa; Chordata; Aves; Sphenisciformes; Spheniscidae. Gene Ontology annotation, biological process: cell migration. The record is from RefSeq and is a predicted model, not a curated record. The transcript is spliced from 6 exons. Gene Ontology annotation, cellular component: membrane; cell surface.
AUGAAAACAAAGAAACUUGAAGCUGUUGUCAAGAGAGGGCUCAUUUCCAUGGGAAAUGUUAUUGGAGUCAAUGCUCAGCGCUGGCGCAACGAGAACUACGAGAGGCCCGUGGACCUGGAGGGCUCCGGGGACGAUGACCCCUUUGGGGACGAUGAACUGGACGAUGUCUACUCGGGCUCUGGCUCAGGGUAUUUUGAGCAGGAGUCGGGGCUCGAGACGGCAGUAAGCCUCACCACGGACACAUCCGUCACGCUCCCUACCACGGCGGCUGUGCUGCCCAUCACCUCGGUGCAGCCCGUGGCAACCCCCUUUGAAACAUUCCCUGCUGAGGACACCACCCCUGAGCAGACAACCAGCGUCUUGUAUAUCCCCAGGAUGACAGAGACACCAGUGAUCCCCAGUUGGAAAGCAACUACCACCAGUACCACUGCCAGCGACUCCCCUACCACCACAACCACCACCACCACGGCCACCACCACCACCACCGCGGCCAUGACCACCACCAGCACCACCAUGGCCACUGCCAAGCCCACCACUGUCCGGAGGUUCCUGCUCCCCUUUGUCACCAAGGCAGCUACCACCCAGGCCACCACCCUGGAGACACCCACCACCUCCAUCCUCGAAACCAGCACACCAGCAGAGGUGGCCACAUCACAGCUUGUCCCCACCAGCACGGCCAAGCCCAGGUCCCUGCCAAAACCAAGCACCUCCAGGACUACAGACCUCACGGAAAAAAGCACUGCCUUGCCAUCCAGUCCUGCCACGCUGCCGCCCACAGAAGCCCCCCAGAUGGAGCCAGGGGAGGUGACAACAGUCCUCGACAACGAGCUGGAGGUCCCAGUCAGCAGCGGCCCCAGCGGGGACUUUGAGAUCCGGGAGGAGGAAGAGACGACUCGUCCCGAGCUCGGUAACGAGGUGAUGGCUGUGGUGACGCCGCUGUCGGGACCUGGGCUGGGCAAGAACACAGAGCCAGGACUGAUUGACAACACGAUAGACUCCGGUAACUCAGCCGCUCAGCUCCCCCAGAAAAACAUCCUGGAGAGGAAAGAAGUCUUGAUAGCGGUGAUCGUGGGCGGCGUGGUGGGAGCCCUCUUCGCUGCCUUCCUGGUCAUGCUGCUCAUCUAUCGGAUGAAGAAGAAGGACGAGGGCAGUUACACGCUGGAGGAACCCAAGCAAGCCAAUGUGACAUACCAGAAGCCUGACAAGCAGGAGGAGUUUUACGCAUAGAAGGAGAGCCCGGCGUGCCUCGCACUCCCUCCCUCCCCACUCCAAACUCUCCCUCCUCCUCUACUUCAUUCUCUCUCUCUCUCUCUCUCUCUCUCUCGGAUCAGACUGUGAAUUUAAAAAGCAAAACUUGCAACAGCUAAAGGAGAAAACACAUCUUCGGCAUGAUGAAAAAUCAAGCGCCCAGAGCAUCACCAAGUUCAGACCGAGUACCGCUGGCCUUUCUGCAGCGGGAGGGAUGGGGCAAGGAGCCAACGCCAAGGAACCCUUGCCCAGGGAGUGCCCUGGUGAGCAUGGGACAAGGCGGUCAGGCUGCUGACGGUGGCUGGAGGUCACUGGGCUUUUCCCACCAACACAACAGAUUCUGGGAUCCGGACACCUUCUACCAGCCCUGGGGCGCAGGGGGGUUGGUUUGGAUUUAUCUUCCUUUUUUUUUUUUUUCCCCUUUGGAAAGGAGGGAGGUUUCUUUCCCCC